Molecule: messenger RNA, 3435 nt
Organism: Sarcophilus harrisii (Tasmanian devil)
Lineage: Eukaryota; Metazoa; Chordata; Mammalia; Dasyuromorphia; Dasyuridae
Product: protein phosphatase 1 regulatory subunit 37-like
Exons: 13
Coding region: 628-2742 (704 amino acids)
Molecular function (GO): protein binding
Source: RefSeq, a predicted model, not a curated record
GCCAGCUGAUGCGGCGCUCACGCAAGAGCGAGAGAACAAGCCAAGUGCGUGGGUGGGGCUAGAAUGAGACGGGGGUGUGUCUGCUGUGCCGGAGGCGUGUCUUCGUGGCGCCGGAGCUGGCGCUCUUCGCUUUCUUGUCCUACUCGACACAUUCGCCACAGCCACCUCUUCUGUCCCUCUCCAGGCUUCACGCUGCAUACUUUUCCCUUUUUGUCCAUUCUUCCUGUUUCCCCCACCGCCUUGCGUUUCUCUCUAGCGUCCGCUGCUUUCCGUUUAGCGGAGCGUCCGUGACGAAAGUGCGUCUUCGGAUGGCCUCCGCAGGUCUGGCGACAACGUGCGCCGGGGCGGGGACGCGCGCUCGGACUCCCGGGCGACGACGUCGACGUCAACGUCAAACGAGGAGGAGGCGGCGGCGACGGGGGCGGCGGCGGGAGGCGGCGGAGGCGACGGAGACGACGUCGUGGUGGCCGCUCGCGCUCGGGCUCCGCGUCGGGCUCGCCGUUGGACUCGGGGAGGCCGGGGACCGCGUCGGGCGCUCGGGACGCGUGAGGCGCCGGGGCCGGGGCCAUGGGCCGGCGGGGGCUGGGCCCGGGGCCCCGCUGAGCGCGAGCCGAGCCCGUGCUGGCCAUGGCGGGCGUGCCCCCGGCUGCUGAGGCCGCCGGCGCCGCGCUGGGCCCGGCCCAGCAGGAGGCGCCGGCCCCGGCUCCGGAGCAGGCCCCGGCCGGCGCUGGGGACGCCGCCGCCGCCGGGCUCAAGGCCGCCGCCAAACGCGUCACCUUCCCCUCGGACGAGGACAUCGUGUCCGGAGCCGUGGAGCCCAAGGACCCCUGGAGACACGCCCAGAACGUGACAGUGGAGGAAAUCAUUGGCGCUUACCAGCAAGCCUGCCACAAACUCAACUGCAAGCAGAUCCCCAAGCUCGUCAAGCAGAUCCAGGAAUUUACUGACUUGGCACACCGGAUCGACUGCCUUGAUCUGAAAGGAGAGAAGCUGGAUUACAAGGCCUGUGAGGCCCUGGAAGAAAUCUUCAAACGGUUGCAGUUCAAGGUGGUGGACUUGGAGCAGACAAGCCUGGAUGAGGAUGGGGCUUCUGCACUGUUCGACAUGAUAGAAUACUAUGAGUCGGCCACCCAUCUCAACAUCUCCUUCAAUAAGCACAUCGGCACAAGGGGCUGGCAGGCUGCUGCUCACAUGAUGCGGAAGACAAACUGCCUGCAGUACCUGGAUGCCCACAACACCCCCCUGCUGGACCACUCGGCCCCCUUUGUGGCUCGGGCGCUGCGUAUAAGCAGCAGCCUCACGGUGCUGCACCUGGAGAACGCUAGCUUGUCCGGGCGACCCCUUGUGCUUCUUGCCACCGCCCUCAAGAUGAAUAUGAACCUUCGGGAGCUGUACCUUGCCGACAACAAACUGAAUGGGCUUCAGGACUCAGCCCAGCUCGGGAACCUUCUCAAGUUCAACUGCUCCAUCCAGAUCCUGGACCUUCGGAACAACCACAUUCUGGACUCAGGUCUGGCCUACAUCUGUGAGGGCCUGAAGGAGCAGAGGAAGGGGCUGGCCACCCUCGUCCUUUGGAACAAUCAGCUGACACACACUGGCAUGGCGUUCCUGGGCAUGACACUGCCCCACACUCAGAGCCUGGAAACUCUGAAUCUGGGCCAUAACCCUAUUGGAAAUGAGGGUGUCCGGAACCUCAAAAAUGGGCUGAUCGGAAACCGCAGUGUCCUGCGCCUGGGACUGGCCUCCACAAAGCUGACAUGCGAGGGAGCCGUGGCAGUAGCAGAAUUCAUUGCCGAGAGCCCUCGCCUGCUCCGGCUGGACCUUCGGGAGAACGAAAUCAAGACUGGGGGGCUGAUGGCCCUGUCCUUGGCCCUCAAGGUCAACCAGUCGCUGCUGCGUCUUGAUUUGGACCGGGAGCCCAAGAAGGAGGCAGUAAAAAGCUUUAUCGAGACCCAGAAAGCCCUGCUGGCGGAGAUCCAGAAUGGGUGCAAGCGCAACUUUGUCCUGGCCCGGGAGGAGGAGGAGAAGGAACAGCAGCUGCAGCUCUCGGCCUCCAUGCCCGAGAUCACGGUCACCGAGGCCGCCCAGGAGGAGGAGGUCACGGUGCUGGGAGAGCCAGCCGACGAGGCCCAGGAGAACGGGCACUUGGGAGAGGCCAGGCCCGAGGCUCCCAGGCCGGCCGAGGACUCGGACUCUGACACCGAGGAGGAGGAGGAGGAUGAGGACGAUGGGGGCCAAGAGCACGAGGCAACACGGAGCCCCGAGGUUCAGCUUUCUACCAUUGCUGGGAACUCCCUGAGCUCCAGGGCUAGGACCCCUCCGGGCAGCCCGGCCCCCUCAGCCCCAGAGGCUCCUCUGGAGAGUCCCAGCGGGCCCAGGCCAGAGCUGCCAGGCGCCGAGAAACGCAUCUCGGUGUCCAGCCCUGGCCGAGGACACAAGGUAUUCGUGGUGACUCGGGUAGAAAGCCCCCCCGAAAAGGCGGGCGAGGCCCUGGCCCUGCAGACUGAGGCCCCGACCAACAGGUCAGGGGCCGGCCUUGGCCCUCCGGACCUACCACUGCCCAAUGGGCUGAAGCCAGAGUUUGCUCAUGCACUGCCCGAUUCCCCUGCCGGCCACGGAGGACCAGAGGGCAAGGGUGGCGGCUGUGGCCUAGAACAUGAACUGAGCUGCUCCAAGAACGAGAAGGAGCUGGAAGAGUUGCUUCUGGAAGCCAGCCAGGAGUCAGGACAGGAGACACUGUGACGCCUGAGAUCUUUCUCUGGUCAGGCUUCGAGGACCUGAGACCCCGCCCUGUGCCCGGGAUCCAGACGCCCUCCAUUCGGGCUCUCCAGGAUGGGGGCCCGUCCUGGGCCAGCGGCCCCCAGGGCUGGGGGAAGCAGGCGCCUGAGGAAACACUACGAGGGACCCCUGGGAAGCAGAUCCGCCCCCCUUCCUUCCCCGGAUCCCCGGAUCCCCUCUAAGCACCUCUAUUUAUUUCCCCCUCCCCUCUCUGAGGAAGGACCAGAGACUGGGACGAGCAGGCCCAGGGGGUGGAAGGAGGUGGGUUCUCUCAGGGAGGCCCGGGGAGGGAGGUGUGCACAACUUGGGUCGGCCCCAGGGGGCAGGGACAGCACACGGUACCGACAAGCGUCAGACCGGGGGAGAGAGAGGCCCUGGGCCAAGGGGCACAUGGAGCCGGAGAGGGGCCCGAGGGGCUGACGAGGAGAGCUCUCUUUACUCAAGUGCAAUAAAUUUAUCAGGGAGCUCGGAGGUGUCCAGGUGGCGCCCGGGGGUCGGAGGGGUUCCCUGGCAGCGGCGGGGAGCCCGCUUCUUGGCAUUCCGCCUGGAGAUAGGCCUCAGAGAGAGGAAUCGGGGUGGGGGCAGGGCAGACCCCAGUGGGGCCCCUCCUCUCCCUGUGGCACACAUCUCUGGUCAGACUUUUUUCUAUUAAACGCC